UGGAGCCAGCUGUGCCUGUAUUAUGCAAUGAAUUUGUGAAAGAAUGACGUUCCUUGCGUACAAUGUCUCAAGACGGAAGUUUGGACGGCAUAGUUUCUUCAGGUCUGCAGGCGCCUGCAGGGGUGUUUAUGUGAUUUCAUAUCGACUCGGAUAUCGCCCGAGCUCUCAGCUGACUCGAUGAGCGCUUGUAUGAUUGCCUAUACUUAUCAGCCUCGCUCCCACCCCGGUAUGUAGCACCGCAGAUGACCGCACCCAAGGCUACGAGCAAAACCUUCAGUAUCCGUACGUUGACAUGGGAACGCCAUAAAAAGCUGAAGCAAAACACAGAUGUCGUCAUCACACUUGGUCCAAUUCCUAUCGAUGGGGACAGCGUGAUGGGUCAACUCAAUGCAAUACCUUGGAAGAUCCUUUCGUUUCCAGCCAAUAGCGAUACAUGUCGUGUGGUUACUAUACACCCAAAGAUCGCGGUUAGCACAGUCAAGGAAAAGGAGAAUUUUGUUUUGACCCCCCAGAUCAGUGAAAUACUUACGGAAGGCACAGAGACUAUACUGAAGUUUAACCAGGAAGGCAGGUUGCAAUGGAUCUCGGCACCCCAAUCUUACGGUAAAAAUAUCAUCCAUGGUGGCCUCACUGUGGAACGGGCUGAGCCAACUCAGGCUCGAUUUAUAUCUGACGAUUGGGUGAUCAAGAAUGAAUAUGAGGAAACCAGACUUGCUCUAUGUUUAGUCGACCACGACGAUACACGUCUACCCAUCGUUGAUCUGGGCAGGCUCCCGUCCGUCCCUGUGCUACUUUUCAGUACUGCGCUGACGACACCUCAUGUAGAAAGGAUCAAAGAUUCACAUUUAAUGGACAGCUAUGUGUGCAAGCUUACGCCAUGGCAGAACAGACGGUGGGAAAGCCGAUGGAAUCCGAUAAUUGCGCAGCUGCUCUGUUCCCGUGGCCCAUAGCUCUAGCCGAUCUCCCUGAGGUGCGUGUCAUCGGUGCAUUGCUGAGUAUCCUUCAUUCAUACCAUCGAUAUGAAGACCACAUUCAUACUUUAUACCCAGCACAAUGGAUUGACGAGGCUUGAGGAGCCCUUCUAACCUCGGGUUGUUUGUACUUUAGAGUAGAAUACAAUCUCCUGGGG
Suillus subaureus is the source of this 1129-nucleotide messenger RNA. RefSeq lists its product as uncharacterized. Bases 243 to 950 code for a protein of 235 amino acids. NCBI's taxonomy places the organism in Eukaryota, Fungi, Basidiomycota, Agaricomycetes, Boletales, Suillaceae. The record is from RefSeq and is a predicted model, not a curated record. The transcript is spliced from 8 exons.